AUGAGUCAGACAGACAAAGAUUCAGUGACACCUGAAAAGAGUUUUGCCUCCCCAACAACUGAUGCAUCAAUCAAAGACACUGCAUCUCCUUCUGUUUCAUCGCUGUUCAGCACAGAGAAGCCAACAGCACGGCCCGUUAGCAACCAAGACAGUGCUGCCACAGAUCAGACUGCAAAGCCCUCAUACCAGACUACUGAUACUUCUUCCCCCACUUCAGUACAUGAAGAGGGAUCAGGUGUCCAAACACCAGACAUGUUCACUUCAUCCUAUUUUGUCCCUGAUACAUCUUCAUCCUUAUACAGCACUGUGUCCCCACCAGCACAAACACCUCAAGCAAAAGAAAGUCUUGGAACAGAUCAGACAGCAAUAUCACCCCCCUCAGGAGAACCACCAAUGUCUGCAGUCUCUAAUGAGGUGCUAAGAAGCUCAAUAACUUUGACUCAAAGUCCACCUUUCAUAUCAUCAACCAUUCAGGGUAUUGAUGAUGACGAUAUUGUUAGUGAAGUUACAAUGGUUGAGUCUAGUCCAUCCAUCAUAGCAUCAACAAUUAAAUCUGAAACAUCAUCCUUCCUCAUCACAACUGAUACAGAUGGUUCUGGAGAUGGCACAACUGACUUUACUAAAGACUCAGUCUUCACUACAACUGUUUUCCCUUCAAAGUUGAGUCCAGAGUCUCCAUCUGUUACUUUAUUAGAUGAAUCCAAACCAAGUGAUUCUUCCUCAGCCACUGUUACAAUUGCUUCAUCACUUUACAGUACAGACGAACCAACUUCAUUGUCAUCUAAAACACAAGAGACUGUUACCAUGAGUCAGACAGAGGAAGAUUCAGUGACACCUGAAAAGAGUUCUGCCUCCCCAACAACUGAUGCAUCAAUCAAAGACACUGCAUCUCCUUCUGUUUCAUCGCUGUUCAGCACAGAGACGCCAACAGGACUGCCAGUUAGGGACCAAGACAGUGCUGUCACUGAUCAGACUGCAAAGCCCUCGGAUCAGGAUGAUGGUUUUUCUUCCACCACUGCAACACAGGGAGAAGGAUCAGGUGACCAAACUCCAGACAUGUUCACUUCAUCCUCCUUUGUCCCUGAUACAUCGUCUUUAUUCAGCACCGUGGCCCCGACAGCACAAUCUCCUCAAACAGAAGAAAGUCUUGGAACAGAUCAGACAAAAUUACCAUCACUUUCAGCAGAACCGCCAGUUUCUACAGUCCCUGAUGAGUUACUAAGCUCAAGAACAGUGACUCCAAGUUUACCUUCUUUCAUAUCAUCAACCAUUCAGGGUAUUGAUGAUGAUGACGAUAUUGUCAGUGAAGUUACAAUGCACAGAGAAGCCAACAGCACUGCCAGUUAG
Molecule: messenger RNA, 1347 nt
Organism: Solea senegalensis (Senegalese sole)
Lineage: Eukaryota; Metazoa; Chordata; Actinopteri; Pleuronectiformes; Soleidae
Product: flocculation protein FLO11-like
Exons: 2
Coding region: 1-1347 (448 amino acids)
Source: RefSeq, a predicted model, not a curated record